AUGGCGAAUACCUUCGACUUUAUCAUCGUCGGUGGAGGAACUGCAGGCUGUCGUCUAGCUAAUAAACUUGCAAAUGCUGCAUCUCGACCUUCUGUCUUAAUAGUUGAAGCGGGCGGCCAACCAGAAGGAGACACCCUCCGUGCACCAUUCCACCGCUAUACACCUGCCUUCACGCGCCCAGAUCUUGACCAUGGGCAUGUCAGUAUUCCUGAGAAAGAACUCAACGGUAGAACGAUCCAAUACACGCGAGGAAAAGGACUUGGUGGAAGCAGUAUCUUGAAUUUUGCCGUCUAUCUCUGGGGAUCCCAGGAGGACUACAACCGGUGGGCAGAGUUGGUAGGCGACGACAGUUGGAAAUGGGAACAUGUCAAGAAGGCGUACCAGGAUAUCGAAAACUUUGAUUAUCUGGGUUCGAACCAAUACUCAGACCUCGCAAGACCAGAUCCGAAGGAACAUGGACACGAUGGAAUGGUUAAAGUGUGUCUCCCCCCUGUUUUGGAAAAGGGAGUGAUUCCAGUGAUGGAAGCGCUAGCAAAUCAUGGCGAGACAAUGACCCUCGAUUUCAAUACGGGAAACCCAAUCGGUGUUGGAGUAUUCCCAUCUACAUACUCCGUGGAGGGUAGGACUACAAGCGCUACAGCCCAUUUGGUUAAUUUGCCGGAUAACCUGACCAUUUGGACCGAUGCCGCAGUUCAUAAGCUUGUUAUGGAAGGAACCAAAGUCGUUGGUAUUGAAACUGCCGAUGGUCGGACAGCAACAUCGGGCAAGGAUGUCAUCAUCUGUGGCGGUGCCAUUGAUACCCCAAAGAUUCUUCUUUUGAAUGGAAUUGGACCGGCGAACGAGCUGGAGAGUCUUGGGAUCAAGGUUGUCAAAGACUUGCCUGGUGUAGGCAAACGGCUCCACGACCACAUCAUGACAUUUCUCGCCUGUGAAGUGGAUGCUACUGAGAACGAUAGAUACGCAUUCGAGACCAGUGAGAGCAUGAUACUAGAAGCGGAUGUGUUGUGGAAAAAGGACAGAACUGGAACCUUUGCACUCCAUCACAGCACUCUAUGGGGCGGCUUCCUCAAGAUCCCUGGCCUGGAAGAAUUUCCCGAAUACAAAGCGCUAGACAAAGGGGUGCAGGAAUUCCUUGCGAGAGAUACUGUGCCGACAUAUGAAUUCAUUAGUCAUUGUCUUUUGUUCCCGCCAGGAACGGUACUGCCGGCGGGGAGUACCUAUCUAACUGCGGUUGCUUUUUUGAUGAACGCACAAUCGGAAGGAUCCGUCACGCUUCGCUCUGCAGACCCUGAGGAUAAGCUAGAAAUUAAUAUGGGAUACCUCAAACAUCCAUACGAUAGACGUGUUCUCAAGGAGGCUAUUCGAGAAACCUGGACAAAAGUGUUCGACAACCCGGAGUUGAAGAAACGUAUCAAGGGUAGAAUCUACGGUCCAGAGAGCCUGUCUGAUGAUGACAUUCUUGCGUUCAUGAAAGACGCAACCGGCACGGUCUGGCACGCCAACGGAACUGCGAAGAUGGGCAAGAAAGGAGAUCCUUUCGCGUGCGUGGAUUCGGAUUUCAAGGUGUUCGGUAUUGAUGGACUUCGUGUGGCAGAUCUGAGUAUUUGCCCAUUGACAACUAACAAUCAUACUCAGGCCACAGCUUACCUUGUCGGUCAGAUGGCAGCAGAGAAACUGAUUGCAGAGUACAAGCUUUGA
Messenger RNA from Lindgomyces ingoldianus, 1698 nucleotides. RefSeq names its product choline dehydrogenase. The coding region runs from base 1 to 1698 and encodes 565 amino acids. NCBI's taxonomy places the organism in Eukaryota, Fungi, Ascomycota, Dothideomycetes, Pleosporales, Lindgomycetaceae. Gene Ontology annotation, molecular function: flavin adenine dinucleotide binding; oxidoreductase activity, acting on CH-OH group of donors. The transcript is spliced from 4 exons. The record is from RefSeq and is a predicted model, not a curated record.